AUGAUCACAGACGUGCAGCUUGCCAUCUUCGCUAACAAGGUGGGCAUGUCUGUCUUCUUACCUGUGGUUCUCUAUCACAACAUGACCGUCAACAACCCCCAGAAGCAGGAAGGAAAGUGGCGCUUUCUCCACCCCAGGGUUCCAGGACACAGUCUGAGGCAAGAUAGAGGGUGUGAGUGGCCUUCACACUUCACUUCAUCCCUUCUACCCAUCACAAUAUGCAAAGCAACUACACCUGGAUUCUUCCAAACAACUUUUAUUUCUUCAAAGUCUUCCUUAAGCAUAAGGAAUAAGAAGCUGCCACUGAAUAGGACCCAGUAUAGGGGCUGGUUUUCUACUGCUUCUCCUACACCCAAUACAAAAUUGAUCAAAGGAAGUCACAUUACCAUCAGUGGGGCAGAGGAAUGUACUUCACUACCACUGUAUGUUGAGAUCUGCCCACACCGACCUGCGUGGGACUCAGGACUAGGGUGGGCCCGGGUCCAUCAUGCCACCGGCGGACACCCUCCGAAGCUCAGGCUUCAGCACAAGACCGCCUCUUCUGACCAACAGACCACCACCAAAGCAAAGGCCUGGCCCACACCUGCUUAUGCCAACAUACAUGGGACUCAGGCCCAAGAAAUUGUUAAAUUGAAAUCUGAAGCCCAGGUACUUUCCAACGCCACUGGAGAUCCUGCCUUUGAAGAGGUAAAUAAGAUGAUAUGGGUCAUUGGUGCGGAUGGUAAUCCAGAAUGA
Marmota flaviventris (yellow-bellied marmot) is the source of this 735-nucleotide messenger RNA. Lineage: Eukaryota; Metazoa; Chordata; Mammalia; Rodentia; Sciuridae. The record is from RefSeq and is a predicted model, not a curated record.